AAAGAAAAAAAGAUAGUGAAAAAGGAUGAAAACAAGAUGAAUGCACCGUUAAGUAACCUUGGAAGGAUCUGAUAGAGAACAGAAACCGUGGUGGGUGAUUGAGUCGUGAUGGAGGAAGCCGGAAUUCAAUGGUGGUGGGGUGUUGCAAGCGCAGCUCAAAUGGGAUUGGCUGUGCGUUCUUUCGCUAAAGGAUGUGCAGAAGAUUCAGCUCGCCUCAUGCCACUCAAAGCCUUCACCGUCGCCUCUCUCUUCGUCGGCAGCGCCGCCUCCGCCUCCUUCCUCCUCCUCCAAGUUAACGGCAUCAACGGGGUGGAAGAUCUCAUCAAAGCAGGUGCAAAUUUAAGAGCAAAGCUAGGUUUACCUCGACGUACACAGAAUAAAUUUGAUGAGGGGUCUUGAAUGCUUGCAAAUCAGUUCCACAUGGGCUUAAGUUAGCAAUAUCCUUGGAAUUCAUACAAAUAAAGAGUGAGCAGUUGGGAUGCAGACCAUCUUUCAUUGAUGUUAUCUUGAUUUUGGGGGUGGAGUGGGAGAAAUGAAUUGCUUUGAGAUCUUGGUAAAUUUUUAUAUGCCUUAGUGUGUGUCAAUGCAUUUUGGCACCUUUUGAAGAAUGAAAAUGCAACAUUCCUUUCGAUAGUUUGUAAAAUAUAGUUAGACAUGCCUAAUUCAUAAAUUCAUGAGCCAGUGUAAAUUUUGUAUACACAUAUAUCUUAUUGAUUUUCACCGCAUCAAAAAAUAUAUUUUUAAGUUAACUAAAAUUUAAAAGGAA
Lotus japonicus is the source of this 766-nucleotide messenger RNA. RefSeq lists its product as uncharacterized. NCBI's taxonomy places the organism in Eukaryota, Viridiplantae, Streptophyta, Magnoliopsida, Fabales, Fabaceae. The record is from RefSeq and is a predicted model, not a curated record. Bases 109 to 399 code for a protein of 96 amino acids. The transcript has 3 exons.